Molecule: messenger RNA, 440 nt
Organism: Belonocnema kinseyi
Lineage: Eukaryota; Metazoa; Arthropoda; Insecta; Hymenoptera; Cynipidae
Product: neuropeptide-like 3
Exons: 2
Coding region: 47-295 (82 amino acids)
Source: RefSeq, a predicted model, not a curated record
AAGUUUGUCUCUUGCACAGGAAACCAUAUCACAAACCCUAUUCAACAUGUUCAACUUGUUCACUUUCCUCGCCGUUUUGGCCGUCGCCUUCGCAGUUCCAGCUCCAGUUCCAGCUCCGGUUCCAGCUCCAGGUCCAGCUCCGGGAUUUUACAGCCCCAUUUUACCAUACGCACUGCCGGCUGCUGCUGCUCCUGUGCCUCUUGCGAGCAGCUCUCAAUCUAUUGUUCGCAAUUACAAUAAUCUUGGAAUUGCUUACGCACCUCUUGCAUAUCAUCAACCAGCAUAUUUAUUGUAGAAGAAAAAAAAUUCACGACAACUUCGGCUGCAACAAUUUAUUUGACGAUCUUCGACGUUUCAUCAAAUUCAACAAAAAGGAAUGAAAAUUACUUCUAUUAUCAUGUGAUUUUUUUCUAAUAAAAUUUUCAAUUCAUCAGAUUUAA